AUGGCGACCCAAAUUCCCGUUGAUCCCUCCCUCAGUUCAACCAAGACUCUCAAACUUGAAAAUACACACAAUCGAGACGUUCUGAUCGCCAUUGAGAAGAAGUACCAAGAAGAAUGGCAGAAAAACAAAGUCUUCGAGUCAGAUCCCCCCUCUACCGACGAAAUCCCCUUCAACUCAGUCCCCGCCGCCGAAAUUCGAGAGAAACACCCCAAAUAUUUCGGUACUUUUGCCUACCCUUACAUGAACGGCUCUCUACAUGCAGGACAUAGUUUCACGGUCAGCAAAGUCGAGUUUACUGCUGGGUUUUCCCGCCUAGUGGGCAAAAGAGUGCUAUUCCCUCUUGGAUUCCACUGCACCGGCAUGCCCAUCAAAGCCUGUGCAGACAAGCUGGUCGAUGAUGUCAAGAAGUUCGGACAAAACUUUGAGAACUACCAUGAGGACGAAGAAGAUGACGUUCCAGACCCCAACAAUGUACCAAUUGCCCCAACCCAAGGUGUCUCUGUCAAGGAUGACAUUACCAAAUUUAAGAGCAAGAAAGGAAAGGCCGCAGCAAAGACGGUCAAGGCCAACUAUCAAUUCCAAACCAUGCUAGCAAUGGGAAUACCCAAAGAGGAAAUUCACAAAUUCUCUGAUGCAAAUUACUGGCUCGAAUACUUCCCUCCUAUCGCGCAACAGGACUUGAUUGACUUUGGUGCGAGGAUAGACUGGAGGAGGCAAUUUGUGACCACUGAUGCGAAUCCAUACUACGAUGCCUUUGUCCGAUGGCAAAUGAAUCGUCUCCACGAAUUGAACAAGAUUCUAUAUGGCAAGAGAUAUACAAUCUACAGCCCAAAGGACGGACAGCCAUGUAUGGAUCACGACCGAGCAAAGGGAGAAGGUGUCGGGCCAACAGAAUACACGGCUAUCAAGCUGAGAGUCAAGGAGUGGUCUGAGGAAGCAGCCAAGCUGAUCGAUUCUAAGAUUCCCAAAGAUGCCAAUGUCUAUUUCCUCCCUGCAAGUCUGAGACCUGAAACUAUGUAUGGUCAGACGUGCUGUUUCGUCGGUCCCAAGAUCAAGUACGGCAUCUUCAAGGCCUCCGAGAAGGAAUACUAUAUCGUGACAAAACGAGCUGCUUGGAAUAUGGCUUUCCAGGGCACGUUCUUCAGUGAGGACCACUUCCCUCGGGACCAGAGUGAACUGCAACCUGUGGUGGAACUACCAGGUUCUGCAUUUAUCGGAACUCUGGUGAACGCUCCUCUUUCUGUUCACACAGACGGUGUCCGUAUCCUACCCAUGGAGACAGUAUCACCUUCAAAAGGAACAGGCGUGGUCACUUCCGUUCCGUCUGACAGUCCCGAUGACUUCGCCACGGUGCGAGAACUCGCAAAGAAGGCAGAUUUCUACGGUAUCAAGAAGGAAUGGGCUGAACUCGAAAUCAUCCCCAUCAUUGACACUCCAGCAUACGGUAAUAUCACCGCACAGUACUUGGUUGAGACCAAGAAGAUUCAGUCUCCCAAAGAUGCUACACUGUUAGCCGAAGCAAAAGACCAAGCUUACAAGGAAGGCUUCUACAACGGGACAAUGCUGGUUGGAGAAUUCAAAGGCAUGAAAGUGCAGGAAGCCAAGGACAAAGUACGAAACUCUUUGAUCCAAUCAGGCGAUGCUUUCCCUUUCGCAGACCCUUCUGGUGAAGUCAUCAGUCGAAGUGCAGAUGAAUGUGUGGUCGCAUAUGUUCCACAAUGGUUUUUGAACUAUGGUGAAAACGACAAGGAAUGGCAGCAGACUGUUCUGAACUAUGUCAAGGAUCAAGAUGGACUCUAUACUUAUGCACCCGAGACUGGAAAUCAAUUCGUUGCGAACCUUGAAUGGCUCAAUCAAUGGGCUUGCGCUCGAACAUAUGGCCUCGGAUCCAAAUUACCAUGGGAUCCUAAGUUUUUGGUCGAAAGCUUGAGUGACUCUACGGUUUACAUGUCCUACUAUACAAUUGCACACUUACUGCAUGGAGACAAGUUUGGUCAAACUCCAGGUGCUCUCAACAUCAAGCCAGAACAAGUCACGGACGAAUUCUGGGACUACGUUUUCACUCGCACAAGCGACGUUGAUUCUGUUUCCAAAUCUACGAAGAUCUCGAAAGCGGACCUCGAAACACUCCGUCGAUCAUUUGAGUACUGGUACCCUCUCGACAUGCGAUCUUCGGGCAAGGAUCUGAUUCCCAACCACCUCACAUUCUUCCUGUAUAUCCACUUGGCACUCUUCCCUCGUGAGUACUGGCCCAAGUCAGUACGUGCGAACGGCCAUCUCCUCCUCAACGGCGAGAAGAUGAGCAAGUCCACCGGUAAUUUCCUGACAUUGAAUCAAGCAGUCAAGAAAUUCGGCGCAGACGCAACGAGAAUAGCGCUUGCAGAUGCAGGUGAUGGAAUGGAGGAUGCCAACUUUGAGGAGAAGGGAGCCAAUGCUGCCAUCAUGCGAAUGUAUAUUCUCAAGGAGUGGAUCGAGGAGACUGUGAAGAGUGACGAACUUCGAACGACGCAGGGUGAAGUUAUCUGGGACAAAUUCUUUGAUGACGAGAUGAAUCAAUUGGUACAUGAAGCGUACCAGCAUUAUUCUGCCACCGAUUACAAACUCGCUCUCAAAGCAUCCCUCUACGAUUUCCAAUCCGCACGCGACUUCUACCGAGAAGCAUGUAUCUCUUCCGGAACACCGAUGUCUCGCCCCUUGAUCCUCCGCUACGCAGAACUCCAGGCGGUCCUCAUCGCUACGAUCGCUCCCCACUGGGCAGAACACAUUUGGCGCGAAGUCCUGCACAAGGAAACUUCGAUCCAAAACGCAAGCUGGCCCAUCGUCCCACAACCCGAUCCGGCCACGACAGCAGCACGCGAAUACGUCAAAGCAACCACCAGCAACAUCACCAGCGCGGAAGCCACAGCAGCCAAGCGCAUGGCCAAAGGCAAAGCGUCAGCGUUCGAUCCCCGCAAACCCAAACGCAUCACCAUCUUCGCGGCCUCCGCCUUCCCUGCCUGGCAGGACAAAUACGUCGACCUGGUGCGCGACAUGCUCGCGAAAUCGACCCUCGAGGACGACAAAGCAGUCAACGGCGCCGUCGCCAAGCUCGGCAAAGGCCCCGAGAUGAAGAAGGCCAUGCCCUUCGUACAGGCGCUGAAGAAGCGAAUCGUGGGCGGCGGCGAGAAACCCGAAGUCGUCUUCGAGCGGAAACUGCCGUUCAGCGAGAUCGACACCCUCAAUCAGAUCAAACAGGGCGUGAUGAAGACAACGGGAUGUAAGGAGGUCAACGUCGUGCAGGUCACCGAGGAGAACAAGAGCGGUCUGCCGCCGCAAGCCGAGGCCGCGAUCCCCGGGCAUCCAAGUUUCUUGUUUGAGAACAUCGAGGCAUGA
This is a messenger RNA of Exophiala bonariae, 3372 nucleotides long. RefSeq lists its product as uncharacterized. Bases 1 to 3372 code for a protein of 1123 amino acids. The transcript is spliced from 3 exons. Gene Ontology annotation, molecular function: leucine-tRNA ligase activity; ATP binding; aminoacyl-tRNA deacylase activity. Gene Ontology annotation, biological process: leucyl-tRNA aminoacylation. NCBI's taxonomy places the organism in Eukaryota, Fungi, Ascomycota, Eurotiomycetes, Chaetothyriales, Herpotrichiellaceae. The record is from RefSeq and is a predicted model, not a curated record.